Molecule: messenger RNA, 2858 nt
Organism: Papilio polytes (common Mormon)
Lineage: Eukaryota; Metazoa; Arthropoda; Insecta; Lepidoptera; Papilionidae
Gene: phtf
Product: putative homeodomain transcription factor
Exons: 14
Coding region: 290-2563 (757 amino acids)
Cellular component (GO): endoplasmic reticulum
Source: RefSeq, a predicted model, not a curated record
UGCCAAGUGUCAACUGUCAUCAGUUGGAAAAGUUGCUGCUGCUGUGCUAUCUUAAUAAUUUAAUCGUGAAACCCAUUUAAUUUGGUGUUUUAUUUUAGCUUUACGUGUUAUUAGCCUCUGACUUAAGUGUAACUUACAUUAUUAAAAGCUGUGGUAAAUUAAUACAAACCAAAGAUGUAAAAAACUGAUGAAAAAUGGGAACUUCAUGAUACAAUUUCAUAUAAAUCAAAAGUGAAGAGAAGAAAGAUUAAAAUAAUUUUCUUAAAUUGAUUGUGGUGCAGAAUUCAUCAUGAUGCAGCUGGCAGCUUGGUACCAGAAAAAGAUAAGUUCCUAUGAUAAGGAGGAAUGGGAGACUAUGGUGGAACAAUUGCUUAUGCGUGGCAAAUAUCGCAGGCGUAUUGUAGAUUCAUUUUCAACAGAUGCACGUUCAUAUCUUAUAGAUGUUGAUUUAGUUAGAGGGUCAUCAUUCCCAAAAGCAAAACCCACUCUUGGUAUGCGGCGUGUGGUAUGGUUUGCGUUGAUGCGACUCAUAUUCCUUCCGGCGCUUUACCAAUGGUGGGCUCAGCAGACUUCACCCGCUUGCACCAAGUUCUUACUUGGCUUAUGGAUACUGCAAGUGCUUAAUAUGACAAUUUAUUUUAUGGCACCGAGUAACAUAGAAAUAGAUUGUAAUUGUUGGCUCCUGCCGUUGGGUCUGAUGAUUGUGUUAAGUGUUGUACACUCCCAGAUCGUUAGCACUACUGAAAUGGAGUUGGCUCGUGUACGACCACGGUCAACUUAUCGACGGAAAUUGCCGCGAUAUUUUCGGAGAACAAGAUCAGAAUGUGAUGGAGGCAGCGGCGGUGGUUCGGCUGAAAGUGGAGCAACUUCAAGUCAAAGCAAAACUCCCACCAAUAAACAUACUAAAUUCAGAAGGCGGCUAUCGAGAUCGGAUAUUACUGAUAGUGGUUUAAGGAAGCGCAAAAAAGAGUUGACCAAAGAAAAUUUAAUGAAAGAGCAAGAGAUUCCAAUCAAGACUAAGUUUAAGGAGAAGAAUAAAGCCAAAGAUUCUGAUGACGAAGAUUAUAUGCCGUGGAAGAAGCCAGAUUUAAAUGAGCCAAUUGUUAGAUUGACCCCACCUCCAGAAACGGCCAGUUGUAGUGCCCCAUUUAGAUACAAGCCUAACAUAUUGACUAAGAAGUAUUUAGAUAGUUAUAAUGUUCGACCAAACUUGCAAAAUAAUAGCGGUAGACCGAUAUUCGCAGACGGUGAUGAUGGCUUCGAAAGCCUUAAUGGAUAUAAUUCCAAUGGCAGUGAUCCUGAUAACAGAGGGAAAACACAAUCAGAUAGUACACUUAAAGAAAAAGUUGAAGCAGAACCGCCUUUGAUAAACGACAAUGAUCCAUUAAAUAAACCAUUUGAUGGAGAUGCAAACGUUAAAGAACCAAAUGACGUUAGAAAGGUAAAGAAGGAAGAAGACGAGAAAUCAAUUGAUCCGGACUCUGAUGGAGGAAUCCUCAGAAGUCCCAGUGCUAUUGGAAAGAGAAUCGGCGUAAGAUUUAGAAAUUCUUGGGAACAAGAAACGACGCAGCCGGAGUCUAGUGACGAUGAUUUCACGAAGCGAAAAGAUAAGAAACUGGACAAUUAUCAGUCUUCGUCAUCUGACGGGGAAUGUUCAGCGUCCGCGCCCUCUAUCGCACUGCCCUCGCACCACACCAUGUCAGAUUGGGUUGGACAAAUAACUAACAGCGAAGAGAGCAGUUACUGUUCACAAUCGGAGGGAGGUCACUCGGACGUGGGCUUCCCUUACACAGCGGACAGCUCGUGGGACCCAUUUACUAUACUCGAUACUACUAGUGAUACAGUGAAGUGCACGAUGUGGGAGCGCGGCUGGACGCUGCGCGCGGAGCUGUCCGCGGUGGACAUCAGCUGGUGCGUGGUGGCGCGGCGCGCGCUGAAGCAGCGCUUCCUGUACGCGAAGCUGUUCUCGCACCUGACGUCAGCGCGGCGCGCGCGCAAGUCGGAGCUGCCGCACUUCAGGCUCAACACCGUCAGGAAUAUCAAGACCUGGCUCUCAACCAGGUCGUACUUACGGCGGCGCGGGCCGCAGCGGUCGGUGGACGUGAUCGUGUCGUCUGCCUUCAUGCUCACCCUCAUACUGCUGGCCUGCGUCAGCGCGCAGCUGCUCAGGGAGUCGGUGACGCUGGAGUGCGGCUGGGUGCUAGAGGCGAUGGUGUGGAGCUGCGGGCUGGGCAUCCACCUGCUGCGGCUGCUGACGCUGGGCGGCAACGUCAACCGCAAGUACCGCGGCUGCCUCUCCGCCAUACUCACCGAGCAGAUCAACUUGCACCUCGCCAUGGAGCAGCGGCCCGACAGCAAGGACCAGCUCACCUUGGCCAAUAAUGUACUGAAACUCGCCGCUGAUCUGCUAAAGGAAUUAGACGCCCCAUUCAAGAUCUCAGGUAUCUGCGCCAACCACUACCUCUACACCAUCAUCAAGGUGGUGAUACUGUCCGCGCUGUCCGGCGUGCUGUCAGAGAUGUUCGGCUUCAAACUCAAACUGCAUAAAAUUAAAAUCAAAUAAUACAUACAUAUGAAAAUAUUUAAAUACAUAGAAUUAAUCAGGCGGAUUUAUAAAAAAUCUAGGACUGAAGAUUAUAAAGGAAUUGAUAGUCCAAUUGGAGAGUUAUUUAUUUUAUAUUCAUUAUUCCAGUUUCCUGAAAUGCCUAUGUGUUUAAAUAUUUGUAUAAUAAUUUAAAAAAAAAUCUCAUUGUUUAUGUCACAAAAGACAAUAGCUGUACUCAUUAGGUUAGGUGAAAAUAUUUGCCAUUUUUGUCAUAGAGACGACUAGUUUACAAAUAAUUAUUAGGUUUCGUGUA